Molecule: messenger RNA, 737 nt
Organism: Musa acuminata AAA Group (dessert banana)
Lineage: Eukaryota; Viridiplantae; Streptophyta; Magnoliopsida; Zingiberales; Musaceae
Product: histone H4
Exons: 1
Coding region: 146-457 (103 amino acids)
Biological process (GO): nucleosome assembly
Cellular component (GO): nucleosome
Molecular function (GO): DNA binding; protein heterodimerization activity; structural constituent of chromatin
Source: RefSeq, a predicted model, not a curated record
UCCCUCCCCCCACCAAAUCCCUAAUUCCCCUUGCAUAAAUAUCGGCCCCUCCCUUCCUGCCCCUAUCGUCUCAAAUUCUUCCCUUCCUCCUCCAUCUUUGCGCUUUUGAUUCUUCUCUUACCUCUUCGCUGGGUCGAUCGUUGCGAUGUCUGGCCGCGGCAAGGGAGGCAAGGGGCUCGGCAAGGGCGGUGCGAAGCGCCACCGCAAGGUCCUCCGCGACAACAUCCAGGGCAUAACUAAGCCGGCGAUCCGCCGUCUCGCCCGCCGUGGCGGCGUGAAGCGUAUCUCCGGCCUCAUCUACGAGGAGACCCGCGGUGUCCUCAAAAUUUUCCUCGAGAACGUCAUACGCGACGCCGUCACCUACACCGAGCACGCCCGCCGCAAGACCGUCACCGCCAUGGACGUCGUCUACGCCCUCAAGCGCCAGGGCCGCACCCUGUACGGCUUCGGAGGCUAAGCUCGUCUCAUGCCGAUGCCGCUUGUUCUAAGGGUCUCUUUCGGCUCGUUCUAACCGAACAUCUAAUUGGGAUGUGAAAACUGUGAGCUUUUGGAUUCGGUAAUUGGAACUUUCAACUUUGUGAGCUUUCUGUCCACCGCUUAAUUUUAGAUUGAUUAAGGAAUAGAGGAAUCGAUGCCUUGUGAGUUACUUCUUAUAGUCCGUCGUGAGAGAAUAAUUGCUUGUGAAUCCACGUGUUCAUGAUAAAGAUAAAGAAAGAUUCAUCGGAUGGUGUACGACG